AUGGAUUGCCAUAUUGAUCAUUUAGCUAUUAACACUAUUCGUUGCCUUGCUGCUGAUGUAGUUAAGGGAGCUAACUCAGGUCAUCCUGGCGCUCCAAUGGGUUGUGCUCCAAUAGCACACGUCUUAUUCACCAAGUUUUUAAAUUUUAAUCCUAAAAAUCCAAAGUUCAUUAAUCGAGAUCGCUUUGUGCUUUCUAAUGGUCAUGCAUGUGCUCUUCAUUAUAUCAUGCUUCAUUUAUCUGGUUAUGAUCUUUCAAUGGAUGAUUUAAAGCAGUUUCGUCAACUUGGUUCCAAAACACCCGGUCAUCCUGAAGUAAGUGAUACUCCUGGUAUUGAAGUAACAACUGGUCCCUUAGGUCAAGGUAUUGCUAAUGCUGUUGGUUUAGCUGCAGCCGAAGCCCAUUUAGCAGCUACGUAUAAUCGUCCAGGAUUUAAACUCUUUAACCGUCAUGUUUAUGCUAUUUUUGGUGAUGGCUGUUAUCAAGAAGGUAUCUCACAUGAAGCAUUUUCUCUUGCAGGUCACUGGAAACUUGGUCAAUUGAUCGCAAUUUAUGAUUACAAUAAAAUCACUAUUGAUGGUCCUACCGAUAUUUCCUCCUCAGAGGAUGUUAUCCAACGUUUCCAAUCUUAUGGUUGGCAUGUACUUGUUGUUGAAAAUGGAGAUGAAGACCUUGCUGCCAUUGAAAGGGCUAUUGAAGAGGCUAAGGCUGUUACUGAUAAGCCUACACUUAUUAAAGUCAAUACGACAAUUGGUUUUGGAUCUUUAAAUCAAGGUAAAGAAAAUGUUCACGGUGCUCCUCUUUCAGAUAAUGAUAUCAAGCAGUUGAAAAAAAAAUUUGGCUUCAGUGAAGAAAAAAAAUACAUUGUUCCUCAAGAGGUCUAUAAUUUAUAUAAAGCUCGUGCGGAAUAUGGAGCUCAGGUUGAAGCAAAAUGGAACGCCUUGUUUGCAGAGUACAAGAUUCGAUUCCCAAAAGAAGGAACUGAGCUUGAACGUCGCUUUUCUGGUCAAUUACCUGUAGGCUGGGAAGCUGCUCUUCCUCGUUUUACUCCCUCAGAUCCUGCUAUCGCCACUCGAAAGUUAUCUGAAGGUGUCUUAACUGCGCUUUCAACUGUUAUUCCUGAAUUAUUGGGUGGUUCUGCUGAUCUAACAAGCUCGAACUUGACGCGUUGGAAGAACGCAAUUGAUUUCCAACAUCCAUCCACUCAACUUGGUGAUUAUUCGGGCCGCUACUUCCGCUAUGGUGUUCGUGAACAUGGUAUGUUUGCCAUUAUGAAUGGUUUAACUGCUUUUGGAGGUAAUAUUCCUUACGGUGGCACAUUUUUAAAUUUCCUUACAUAUGGAUGGGGAGCUGCUCGUCUUUCAGCUUUAUCGCAUUUCCGAGUUCUCUAUGUUAUGACACAUGAUUCAAUUGGUCUUGGUGAAGAUGGCUCUACUCAUCAGCCUAUUGAGACUUUGGUCUUGACUCGUGCUACACCCAACAUGCUUACCUUCCGUCCUGCUGAUGGUAAUGAAGUUUCUGGUACCUAUUUAGUUGCUCUUAAAAAUCAACAUCGACCCUCUGUGAUUGCACUUAGUCGUCAAAACCUACCUCAAUUAGAAGGAACCUCUGUUGAAGCUAUACAACGUGGAGGAUACGUCCUUCAGGAUACUCAAGACCUUCCUCAAUUAAUCUUAAUUGCUACAGGUUCUGAAGUCUCCUUAGCUGUAGAUGCUGCCAAGGAACUUAAUAAUGAAGGAAUUCAGACCCGCGUUGUCUCCAUGCCUUGUACUGAACUCUUUGAUGAACAGUCCGAUGAAUACAAGAAGAGUGUUCUCUUGAAUGGUGUUCCCAUUAUUUCUAUUGAAGCCCUUAGUGUGACUGGAUGGGAGAAAUAUGCUCAUGCACAUAUUGGUAUGAAAUCAUUCGGAGCCUCUGCUCCUAUUAACGCCUUAUAUGAAACAUUUGGUAUCACUGUAGAUGCAACUGUAGCUAAAGCAAAGAAGGUUAUUAAAUAUUAUCAAAAGAUGGGUUAUGUUCCUGAAGUUGGACUUGAUUUUUAA
Messenger RNA from Cokeromyces recurvatus, 2040 nucleotides. RefSeq names its product transketolase. Gene Ontology annotation, molecular function: transketolase activity. Bases 1 to 2040 code for a protein of 679 amino acids. The record is from RefSeq and is a predicted model, not a curated record. The transcript has 10 exons. Gene Ontology annotation, biological process: pentose-phosphate shunt. Gene Ontology annotation, cellular component: cytosol. Lineage: Eukaryota; Fungi; Mucoromycota; Mucoromycetes; Mucorales; Mucoraceae.